Molecule: messenger RNA, 1458 nt
Organism: Camelina sativa (false flax)
Lineage: Eukaryota; Viridiplantae; Streptophyta; Magnoliopsida; Brassicales; Brassicaceae
Source: RefSeq, a predicted model, not a curated record
UAAAUAAAGCUCUCUGUCUCUCUAUCUAUCUUUUAUCUUCCACGAUUUGCUUUCUCCGGCGGAAGAAAUCGAAAUCGAAUCUUCUUCUUUAUAAGUGUGUGUAGGCCUGAUUUGAAGCAGAGGAGAGAGUGUUGUUGUUAGUAUUAGUAUUAGUAGUGAGUUAAAUCGGAAACUGAGAGAAUGGUGGGAUGACGGCGGAGUGGAGAUGGCGAGGGGAGGAGGAGAAUGGAUCGCCACCGGAGGAGGAGGAGGAGGAGGAGCUGGAGUUCUCUCUUUCAAAAGAAUCACUCUACUCGUUUGCUUUUUCAACAUUCUCAUCGCUCUCUUUGUUCUUCGCUUUCUCUAUUCUUCUUCUCUCCACAUCUAUUCCAACAACGAUUACGUUGUUAAGUACACAGCAGAUGAGAUUAGGAAAAUGGAGGAAUCUAUUCGGAUUCGAAGAUCAAAAGAACCUACCGAGCUUGUUCAAUUGGUGAAGAAGCUGAAACAUGAGGUCGCCGUUGCACAAUCAAAUACUGAACUGUCUCCUAAUGUUAAACACAAACUAGUUGAUGAGAUCCUGCAGCGUUUGAAAAGCUUAGAGGAGAAGUCGAAUGUUACUCAACUCAGAGAAACUGUAGAAUUGUGGCGCAGUGAGAAGCUGAAGGAAGUUAAAGAGAUGAUUCAAGAACAAAAUGGGGUAAACUCCACCCUCAUAUUGGAGGAAGCAGGGAUGCUUGUAAGAGCUUUGGAGAUGGAGUGGGAUGUGCUGUCUGAAGAGAUCGGUUUCUGGUUACCUGCUGAGGUUACCAAUGAAGAACACGAUGAUAAACCUGAAGGAGAGGAAGAGCCUGAGGAGAUAUUAGCAGGCAGACCAGUGCCAGCUGUAUGCAAUGCAGAGCUUCACACAGAUUAUGGUGGUGCUGCAGUGAGAUGGGGACUUACACAUCAUAAAGAGAGUGCAGCUCAUUGUUGCCAGGCUUGCUUAGACCAGGCAAGGCGUGCAAAACCUGGAGAAACGAGAUGCAACAUUUGGGUUUAUUGCCCAUCUGAGUUUGGUUGCUUCUCUCCAGAUAUUUAUGAGCAUAAGCAUCAGGAAUGUUGGCUUAAAUACGCAGAGAAGCCAAAACAGAAUUUUAAAGACAGAUAUUCGGAGACAUACAGAAACAACCACCCAAAAGCGCCUUCUAUAGUUCCAUGGGUUUCAGGUGUUGUAACGGCUGCUUGAGCAAAACCCAUGUGGACAGAUUGAUGGGACAAAUAGGAGUUAGUUUUUGUUUUUUCUCAGUUGUGUAACCAUUUUGAGAGUCUUGGAACUUGGAGUAACGUACCAAAGGUGCUAACAUCUUUGGCCAUAUGUAUACGUACGAGAAUAUAAUGUUUUGUUGUUUUUGUUGAUCGUGUUUAAAACACUUGUGGCUUACCAGAAAAAAACACAUGGUCCAAGUUGAUAUGGUUUGAGAAAUCAUGUUUUUUGUG